This is a messenger RNA of Solanum stenotomum, 2714 nucleotides long. RefSeq lists its product as uncharacterized. The transcript is spliced from 5 exons. The record is from RefSeq and is a predicted model, not a curated record. Bases 425 to 2698 code for a protein of 757 amino acids. NCBI's taxonomy places the organism in Eukaryota, Viridiplantae, Streptophyta, Magnoliopsida, Solanales, Solanaceae.
CCACUCUCCAAUAUUUUCGUCUGCAAAGAAUAAGCAGGAAGAACAGGACUUGUCCAACUGAUAAUUUCCGAUUCUGUAGACGAAUUUUUAUAUAACAAACUCAAUUCUUCUCUCUCUACUUUUUUUUUAAUUAAUAAACCAGAAUUAGGCCAAGAUGGUGACUGGUAGCUCUCAUAAAUCUGUGAAAUUCUCCAGUUAGGUCACGUUUCAAUUUCUCGACCCACACUAAAAGAAUCCAACUUUUGUAUUUGUUUACAGGUGCAGUGUCGAUUUCUUGCUCUGCAAAAUUCAAAAUUGGCAUGAGUUUUCCUUCAGAUUUCCUCUCUUUCUUUCCUUCAAACUGAAUUUUUCACCACUGGGUGUUAAAAUCCAUGGCAGAUUCAGAAACUCUUUCUUUCUCCCAACCCUCUUGGUUUCUCUGAAUAUGGAUUUCUAUUAUCGCUUAUUCUUUCAAAAUCUGUUCUUGUUUCUUGCUAUCCUAUUCAUCUCUGUUUUCUUCUAUUUGGUUCCUCUGUUCACUUUCAUCCCUACAUUGUUCCUCAGAUUAAGAAGGGGUCACGCUACUUUAAACGACAAUUCGGAAUUUUUUGAAGUUCUGCCUGAAGAAAAACAAUUGGACAAUGUGAAGGUCGAGCAAGAAUUAGAACCAAAGUUUGAAGAUUUUGAGAAAGUUGAUUCGGACAAGAAUGACGAUAAGGAGAAAACUGAGUUUUGUUUUAAGUUUAAAUUCCCAACCUAUGAGGAAUUUAGUAAAGACAAGACAGAAACUGGUGAACUUAUCGCGUCUGAUUUUGUACCAGAAAAGAGUUUUAGCAGUUUAAUUCAAGAACCUGAGAUUGUGAACCUGAAUGCUGAAGAAAUUGGUUGUAAUAUGAAAGAUGUGUUUGAUUUGGAUGAAGAAAACAGGAAAGAAGUACCACAUCAUAAAAUGGAAGGCAUUCAGGAGGAAGAGGAGCACACAGGCGCGCCUGAACACCACGGUUAUCAAAAGGAAAUUGAAGGAAUGGAAUUCCUCAAGGGAGAAUCAGAUUCUGUGUGCAAACAAUUUUUGGGUGAUUCAGAUUUCCCUGAUGAAUUUUUGUUUCAAUCAGAGAAAGAUUCGUCAGGUACUGAUUCAGAUACUGUAUCAGUUGGUUUUGAGCAUAUGCGUUCGCUUAUGAGCAGGUUAGUAAAUUCCUACAGUGAUGGCUUCUUGUCAGAUGAAGAUUUUGGUGGUGAAUUUGAGCUUGAUCCUUUAAAUGAUAUUGAUUCAGACUUAAAAAAAUUUGAUUUGUCUGAAGAAAAUCAUGAAUCUGAGGAUUUUGAGGACAGUGAUAGUGAUAUAAUGGAAGAGUUGAGGGAAUUAGAACAAGAAGACCAGCAAAAUGACUCAGAAUUUUUAUCCCAGAAUGAUAUUCAUGAAGAUUUGGGCAUGGUUAAUACUUUAGAAUUUGUUACAGAAGAUGACAAGUUAAUAAAUGGUCCACAAGAGUCUGAAAAUCCCAAGUCAAUAAACACAGCUAUUGUUGACACUUCUGGGGAUGCAAACAAAUUAGAAUCCCUGUGGGAACAUCAAGAGUUGAUUGAACAAUUAAAGAUGGAAAUUAGAAAAGUCAGAGCCACGGGUCUGCCUACUAUUUUGGAAGAGUCUGAGUCUCCAACAAUGGACGAAUUACAACCAUGGAAGAUUGAUGAAAUGCUUCAUCGUGAAGAUUCUAUUAGCGAACUUCACAAAUUCUACAAGAGUUACAGAGAGAAAAUGCGAAAAUUCGACAUCUUGACGUAUCAGAAGAUGUAUGCAAUAGGUUAUCUACAGAAAGAUCCGCUAAAAGAUCCACUGCAAUUACUGUUCAACCAGAAAUCUUCAGGUCCAACACUAAAAUCCCUUCUCUCACAAAAUAUUAGGCUAUUCAAACAUAAAAGUCAUGAUAUUGACCCAAUGGUAAGGUUUAUCAAAGAAAUGCAGAGUGAUUUGGAAGUGGUAUACGUUGGCCAGAUGUGCCUUUCUUGGGAAUUUUUGCACUGGCAAUAUAUGAAGGCUUUAAAUUUGUGGGAUUCUGACCCACGUGGGAUCCGAAAAUAUAAUGAAGUAGCUGGAGAGUUUCAACAGUUUCAGGUGCUCAUGCAAAGAUUUAUUGAAAAUGAACCUUUUCAAGGGCCUAGAGUUCAAUAUUUUAUCAAGAGUCGAUAUGAUCUUCGUAAUCUUCUUCAAGUUCCUGUUAUUAGAGAUGACAGAGUGAAGGACAGAAACAAGGCAAGAACAAAAGAGAAAGCUGUUUUUUCAAUUACAAGUGACAUGCUAGUGGAGAUACUGGAAGAAUCUAUACGAAUAUUUUGGCGCUUUGUCAAAGCUGAUAAAGAUUGUUAUAGCGUGAUGACGAAAGGUCAAAAGGGAAUUCAUCCAGAGGUUCAAGAACAAGAGGACAUGGAGCUUUUACUGGAGAUAAAAAAAAAUCUUGAAAAGAAGGAGAAGAAGCUGCAGGAAGUUUUGAGAAGUGGAAAUUGCAUAUUGAGGAAGUUCAGGAAGAACAGAGAAGAGGAUUCAGAUCAUGUACUCUAUUUUUUCUCUCAAGUAGAUGUGAAAUUAGUGGCUAGGGUCCUCAACAUGUCAAGGCUAACCAAAGAUCAACUAGUGUGGUGUCACAAUAAAUUAAGCAGGAUUAGUUUUGUACAUAGGAAAAUACAUGUAGAGCCCUCUUUUUUGCUCUUCCCUUGUUAAUACUAGUCAUUGUUUU